This is a messenger RNA of Cadophora gregata, 2002 nucleotides long. RefSeq lists its product as uncharacterized. The record is from RefSeq and is a predicted model, not a curated record. Lineage: Eukaryota; Fungi; Ascomycota; Leotiomycetes; Helotiales; Ploettnerulaceae. The coding region runs from base 17 to 1960 and encodes 647 amino acids. The transcript is spliced from 2 exons.
AGAAACGAGUUUCAUCAUGUAUCCUUCCUUCAUCCUUCUCGGGCUUCUUGCCCUCGGUGCCUGCGCAGAGAUCUCGACCGUCCACGUUAUUGUCAAACGUGCUGUGACAUACGCACAAACAUGCACCUAUUACAGCACAGUGACAGCCGCUGGUGCUCAACUCACCACCUCCUUCUUCUCUUCAACUUGCAACUCGCCUCUAGUGUCUGGACCUUUCGUUACCCAAGAUUGCUUCACUGGACUUGCUCUAGGAAUAUCGUCAUGCUCGGCUGCAGUAACGGCUAGUGCUUGUGCUCCCAGCACAACCACAAGAACAUCCACGACCUUUUUUCUAAACCUUGGGGUUUUAAUCCCAAUCGGCACAGGAACGACGACUAUUACUACAUCAACAUGUUCAGCCACAGCCUUCCCACCCAAUCCGCUACAACCUGCCGCCGGAACAGUUUGUCUAGCAGACAAUAUUGGUGGCGUACGCUCUCUGUCUGGCCCUUCUACGAGUUCAAACUCGAUGACCAACGCAGCUUGCAAGACUUAUUGUACCAGCCUUGGAUUUGCAUAUUCUGGCACUGAAUAUUCCUCUGAGUGUUACUGCGGCAACACACUUCCUACAGUGUCCUCGUCUUCAUGCAAUAUGGGAUGUUCUGCUUCCGGAUCAACAGAGAUCUGUGGAGGCCCCAAUGCUCUGUCGGUUAGCACCAAUUCUGCUCUUGUAACAUCAAACAUUGCGGCAGCAUCUUGGUUCGCUCAAGGAUGUUACAGUGACAACUAUCCUUCGCGAGUUCUCGCUUCGACGUCAACAACAUCCUCAACACUGACUAUCGAAAAAUGCAUUACCUUCUGUAAUGGUGCAGGCUAUACUCUCGCUGGACUAGAGAACGGGUAUGAAUGCUAUUGCGCCAGUACUAUACAGUCUGACGGGUCAACCUACGGUGUUGGCGGUCAGGCAGGAUGCACCUUUACCUGCUCAGGCAACUCAACGCAACUCUGCGGCGGCAAUAAUGUUCUCAAUCUCUACUCGAAGAACUCAGGCGCACCGACUGUUGCAGCAGCCGCGGCUCCUGUUCCGGCAACGGCAAAUGGUUACACAUAUGUCAAUUGCUACGCGGAUCAGACCUCAGCGGGCCGAACACUUACAGUCAACAAAUCGACCAUUACGUCAGUAGAAGCCUGCGUCACAGCCUGCAAUACGGCAGGCUUCAAAUAUGCUGGAGUUGAGAACAGGAAUGAGUGUUGGUGUGACAAUGUUAUCCACACCUCAACAACCCUUGCCCCCAAAAAUUGUCUUUUACCAUGUACUGGAACACCCAGUGAAAGUUGCGGUGGUAUCAACGCAAUUGGUAUCUACCAGGGUACAGCUUCUACGAAUGUCAGAAUUCCAGGAACUGCUGGAGGAUACACGUAUCUUGACUCAUUCGUCGAUCCAACUUCAGCUCGUCUUCUACCUAUGCAACAGAACCUAGCCUCAAACACGGUUGGCAACUGCGCACGAGCUUGCUCCAAUGGAGGCUAUUCGUAUGCUGGAGUAGAAUACGGAUCGCAAUGUUUCUGCGGUUCUUCUUUACCUGGCAGUCCUACGGGCGGACAGACCCCGAAUAUACAGUGUACAGGCAACAGCUCGCAAUUCUGUGGAGGAAACAACAUAUUACAAGUCUACAGCGGAACCCCGGCACCAACAGUUCUAACUCCACCUGUCACUAAUGGUCAAUGCGUGGCCGACAACACCAAUAAUGUACGAACACUCUCCACUUCUGGAGGCUCAUCAUCAAGCAUGACUCCAGCAGCUUGUAAAACAGCGUGCGUAGGCUUUGUAUACUAUGGAGUUGAGUAUGGCUCUGAGUGCUGGUGUGGUAACAGCUUCCCUUCUUCAACCGUGGUUAGUACACAGUGCACUAUGCAAUGCUCUGGAGAUGCAGCACAGACCUGUGGUGGCAGUUGGGCUCUUAACAUGUACAAUUCCUAGUACCUUCCGUAUUGAGAUGGUUAAAGCGUGACGAGGAAUGAG